Molecule: messenger RNA, 778 nt
Organism: Heterotrigona itama
Lineage: Eukaryota; Metazoa; Arthropoda; Insecta; Hymenoptera; Apidae
Source: the annotation of a GenBank genome assembly
AUGGCCAGUUCAAUUAAUAGCACUGGUAAUGGUUAUAACUUUAAAGUGGUGUUACUCGGCGAAGGAUGUGUUGGAAAAACUUCUAUUGCAUUACGAUACGUUGAAAACAAAUUUAAUGAUAGACAUAUCAGUACACUACAGGCUUCUUUUUUAAACAAAAAAUUGACUGUACAUGGCAAAAAAGUAAACUUGGCAAUAUGGGAUACAGCUGGUCAAGAAAAAUUUCAUGCAUUGGGACCAAUUUAUUAUAGAAUGUCAAACGGUGCCAUUAUAGUUUAUGAUGUUACUGAUUACGAUACGUUUCAGAGGGUAAUAAAUUGGGUUACAGAGCUUAGGAAAAUGCUAGGCAGUGGAAUCUGUUUAGCAAUAGCUGGAAAUAAAGUAGAUCUUGAAAAGGAUAGACGUGUUUACACUGAGGAAGCUGAAGAGUUUGCUAACAAAACUGGAGCUAUGCACUUUCAUAUAUCUGCCAAACUAAAUGAAAAUAUUGAAGAAAUGUUUUUUCAAUUAACAUUGCGCAUGAUAGAACAUGCAGAUCUUAUGGAACAAAAGUCUACAUUAUCAAGAACAAGUAGUAUACGCCGCAAUGUUGUUGUAGUUGAAGAUGAAGCUGAAGAAACUGAACCAACUAAGAGUUCCUGUUGUAGUGCACUAUCAUCACCAACCACUUCUACAAUACCAUAUCUUGAUAUAUCAAGAUAAUCUUCUUCAUCCGCAAGUUCACCAUCCAAUGCAGCAAGAUCCUCUGCUACUCAGCAUGAAAGAUUUUAUUCGAUAA